UUUUAACUUACCCCUUACUGAAUAAGUAAUAAACAUAUAAAUAACUGUAAUUUGUUAUAAAAAGAGAUAUAGAAAAAUCAUGUAUAUCCAUUUACAUUCUAAAAGUUGUUAAAAUUAAUGCAUAAGUCUCGGAUCAUUCAGAUUCUACUGAAAUGUUUACUCUACUUCAUGGAUUUUUUAAAUAUUUAAUGCAAAAGGAUGAAUAUUGUGUUUUGAUACUCGGAUUGGAUAAUGCUGGUAAAACGACUUAUUUAGAGGCAGCAAAAACAAAGUUUUCGAAAAGACAGAAAGGCAUGCAUCCCAGUAAAAUUACAACGACGGUUGGCUUGAAUAUAGGUCAAAUAGAACUUGGUGGGUCUAAACUCAGUUUUUGGGACCUCGGAGGGCAGCAGGAGCUACAAUCUCUUUGGGAUAAAUAUUAUGCAGAAUCACAUGCUAUUAUAUAUGUUGUCGAUUCUUCUGACAGAGAAAGAGUUGAAGAAUCAAAAGCUACAUUUGAUCGGAUGAUUUGCAAUGAAUUUUUAUCUGGAGUACCACUAUUAUUGUUGGCUAAUAAACAGGAUCUACCUGAUUGUAUGGGUGUUAGAGAUAUUCGUCCUGUAUUUCAACAAGCUGGCCCCCAUAUUGGUAGACGCGAUUGUCUUGUUAUGCCAGUAUCUGCUUUAACAGGUGAAGGUAUUGAUGAAGGUAUUCGUUGGCUUUUGGAUUCUGUGAAGCGCAAUUCUGUUGUUCGCCCUCCAAAAUUACAAGAUGAGACUUAAACAAUGUAUUUGCACUAAAUUUAAAUUUUAUUUUUAUAUACAAC
Molecule: messenger RNA, 805 nt
Organism: Ctenocephalides felis (cat flea)
Lineage: Eukaryota; Metazoa; Arthropoda; Insecta; Siphonaptera; Pulicidae
Product: ADP-ribosylation factor-related protein 1-like
Exons: 5
Coding region: 153-761 (202 amino acids)
Biological process (GO): Golgi to plasma membrane protein transport; intracellular protein transport; protein localization to organelle
Cellular component (GO): Golgi apparatus
Molecular function (GO): GTP binding; GTPase activity
Source: RefSeq, a predicted model, not a curated record